This is a messenger RNA of Episyrphus balteatus (marmalade hoverfly), 1022 nucleotides long. Its product is annotated as zinc finger protein 41. Gene Ontology annotation, molecular function: RNA polymerase II cis-regulatory region sequence-specific DNA binding; DNA-binding transcription activator activity, RNA polymerase II-specific. The transcript is spliced from 4 exons. The record is from RefSeq and is a predicted model, not a curated record. The coding region runs from base 82 to 930 and encodes 282 amino acids. NCBI's taxonomy places the organism in Eukaryota, Metazoa, Arthropoda, Insecta, Diptera, Syrphidae. Gene Ontology annotation, biological process: regulation of transcription by RNA polymerase II. Gene Ontology annotation, cellular component: nucleus.
AAAAAAAAAAAUAUUUAAAAUAUUAUUUCAAUUUAAAAAUCGCACAGGUAGCAACACAACAAGUUUAAAUUUUCAAACAAAAUGCCAAGAAGUAUUUUUUCACAAAGAUAUAAUUCAGAAAAAAUUAAAAUGAAUGCAUUUUUCGAUGACGUUUUUAGGAGUUUGCCCAUUUUUCCAAAAAUAGGUAAACUUCCACCAAUGAAACGUAAAUUCCAGCCAUUAUUCAAUGAAAAAAGUGCUCAAAGUGGAGGUUAUAAAGAAAAGAAAUUACUUAGAUCAAAUGAUUGGUAUGAUAGUGAUCGAGUUCCAAUAACAACACGCUAUUAUUUAGAAUCAGCGAUGGGUUGCAUUUUAAUGGAUAGAUACUCCGAAAAUGACAACAAAUCGAAGGUUUGUGUGAAGGAGCCUUCAAAACCUAGCAACACAGUAGUGGUCAAUGCUAUUCAUAGCACAGUAGUGGCCAACAAUAUCUCAACACCAGUAACUUCGUUGGUUAAGAAAGAGGAUGAAAAACAAGAAGUGAAACCACAUUCCAAUUCUGUACCGAAAAAGUCCGAAGAUUUUGAUUCUGAUUUAGAGAAUUGUCCAGUUGAUUUGAAAUUCUUUUCGGACAACACAAAGAAAAGUCGCCGCGCUAAACAGCAUAAAACAUACGAAUGUGAGCACUGUCAGAAGAAAUUCGAUCGUCCGUGGGUGUUGCAUGGACACUUGCGUUUGCAUACGGGAGAGAAGCCAUUUGUAUGCCCUAAGGAAUCCUGUCAGAAGAGAUUUGCAGAUAGAUCCAAUUUGCGAGCUCAUCAAAGAAGUAAAGGACAUCAUAAUUGGUCAUUCCAAUGUCCGCAGUGCACCAAAUCAUUCAGUCAACAGAGUUAUUUGAAUCGUCAUAGCUUGCAAGCAUGUCGGAAAUUUUUAUCUCAUCAUAAAAAAUAAUUUAAUUUUCUGCAUAAUUUUCUCAUAAUUUAAUUUAUUGUUAAUUAUUUUAAUUUGUUAAUAAAGAAUCUUUUGUUUCUGUUAAAUAAAAA